Drosophila sulfurigaster albostrigata is the source of this 1285-nucleotide messenger RNA. Its product is annotated as protein YIPF1. Bases 137 to 1216 code for a protein of 359 amino acids. The transcript has 4 exons. Gene Ontology annotation, biological process: vesicle-mediated transport. Gene Ontology annotation, molecular function: small GTPase binding. Lineage: Eukaryota; Metazoa; Arthropoda; Insecta; Diptera; Drosophilidae. Gene Ontology annotation, cellular component: Golgi apparatus; membrane. The record is from RefSeq and is a predicted model, not a curated record.
ACAGCUGACGUAUGCGUCUGUGUGAGUGAGAAAAAAAAGAACACAACGGAGAAAAACAAAUAGUCGAGUGUUGCGUUAAAUACGUGUGCAUUAUUAGAUAUAUUUUGAUAGUAUAGUAAUUAAUUAUUGCGGCGCCAUGGAAACACCGACAGCCGAUGAUUUGCUGCAGUUUCGCGACUAUAGCGCCACAAAUAAUAGCGGCGCACCAGCACAAAUCAAUGUGAAUUCGCCAACGCAUGCAACGAGCGGUGGCAACUUCAAUGCACAACAACAGCAACAGCAGCAGCGUCAACGUGGUGAUCCGUUGGCCGAUUUGAUCUAUGACAUGAGCAGCUCAACAGCCGCUACAGCUGGCGGUGGCGGUGGCGCUGGCGCACAAGGUGCCUCGCUAGAUGGCGCUGCCAAUGGUGGCGGAGCGGGAGCGGGUGGAGCUCGUCUCUCGUUCCUGACCAUCGAGUACUAUCAGCAAUUCUUCAAUGUCGACACCUAUAUGGUGUUGGAGCGCAUUGUCAACUCGAUGAUACCAAAGCGUGCGGCCUCCAAUUAUUUGCGCAUGAACAUUGGCGAAAAUCCAGAUUUAUAUGGUCCAUUCUGGAUCACCAUAACGCUGAUCUUCUCCAUUGCGAUUAGCGGCAACAUUGCCAACUAUUUGCAGCUGGCCGACGAUAGCUAUCAGUGGCAUUACAAUUUCCAUUUGGUCUCUUAUGCCGCCACUUGCAUCUUUCUCUAUGCCAACAUCUUGCCGGCGAUUCUUUGGGCGCUGUUCAAGUACAGCUUGAAGCCGGUGGAUCAAGCGGAUGCCAUUGAAACUGAUAGCGCGACGUAUACGCCAACGCUGCUGUCGCUGAUGUGCAUCUAUGGCUACAGCUUGGCCAUCUAUAUACCCGUCUCCAUACUCUGGGUGAUCAAUAUUUCAUUGCUACAGUGGCUGCUGGUUAUAACGGCUGCCAUGUUGUCGGGCACCGUGUUGAUUGCGGUGUUAACGCCAGCGCUUCGCAAUUCCCAGUACUCGCUAUUCCUUAUCGUUGGCAUACUGAGUGCCCAUGUUAUACUCGCCGCCGGAUUUCUACUCUACUUCUUUCACAGUCCACCGGACGCGUUGGCUGGUCCCAAGACGCCGUUGCCACAAGUAUUGCCGCCAGCUCACAUCGUGCAACAAGCUGUCAGCCAGCAGCCGGUUGUCGGUGAUUUGCCUCAGGCAAAUCAAACGGGCUAAAAUGCGCUCUCAUUCCACGCUUCAAAAUUUCAAAAUAUAUAUACUAUAAAUAUAUCUGUUGUACAUUAA